AUGGUAUGGCUUGUGGUGAAUGGCGAUCCGAAAGAGGUUUGUAAAAAAAUUUUUUUAAAUUCUUUUUUUAGUCCAUUUUACUUUUGCAUUGAGUCAAGUUUUUUUGAGAAACUUUGCAAGAAGGAAAAAUGGUCCUUUUUAGAAGUUUUUUGAAAUUGAAAGGUUGACAAAAAAGAAGCUUGUGAACAUUUUCUUUGCUCAAUUUUUACCGAAAUGGCUUCGAAACGAAUAACGGAAAAUCGUGUAAAAAUGAGAGGUUCAUGGUUUUUUUUUUGUAACCAGCUAGAGAUAAAAUUAAUUUAUGGUCUACCUAAACACACUUAAUGAGUUUUAAAAGCACAGGAUUUUCCAAAAUAGAAAACUGUUUCGGAUUGAGUUCAACUCGAGUGUUGCUUCCUGCUAACACUGGGAAAUGUUUUUGGGCCGGAAAAAUCAAGUUCUCUCCGAUUUAUCUUUGCAUAUGGGCAAUUCGUCUUGAGACCUUUAUAAAUUUAACUCCUUUAAAAAUUUUAUUUUGAAGAAAAUUUUGGCAGUUUUUGAAAAUUCAGAAGUUUCGGAUGGCCUCAAGGCACACUUUUGAUAAGCUUUGCGCUUCGAAAACCUUAACAAUUCAGGCUAUGCGCCUUUAAAAAUCUGUUUGAAACCAUUUUUGUGAGAACCUGUAGAUUCGUAAUAACUCUUUUUUAUCGCAGAAAUCUUGGACUAACUAAGGAUAAGGAAAACAGUUCUUCGUCUCGAGACCCUUAUGAUAGCUUAUGCUCCUUAAAAUCUUUUGAUAAUGCAUAACGCUAGAUUUGAGUGAGAUAGGAUUCUUCAAAAAACACUGGAAACGACUCUUCGUCUCAAGACCUCGAUGAAUCAUGUCUAUGCGCCUUUAAUCACUCCAAAAAGCCGGCUCUGAAUCUAGUAUAAUCCGUCCCGUCUUUUGACACGCCAACGACGCUGAAUGGAGUCUAUCAAAGCCUUGUUUUCUUGUUAUCAGUGGCGAGGGGAAUGACAAAAAAAAAGAGACAGCCGGAGAUCGAUAUCCUCAAGCCUGAUACCUAAUUCCUACUUUGUGUGAGUGCCCCCCGUCGGACGUGUUGUGUUGGUUGGAGGGAAACCAAGUUUUUCUUUCCCCCUUUUUCCCCCCGUCGCCCCUUUGUAGGGCUUCUCCCCCCUAUCCUCUCCUGAAAUACGCGCACUCGCGCAUGUGAAAGUCCUACUGGGUAACUCGACCUUCCUUUCCGGACCGCAAAAAACCUCGCGACUACCGCGAUGAUUCCCAUCGGAGAGGUAGUUUCUUUUAAUUUUUGUGUGGAGCUUUCCGAAAAUUAAUAAGGCCUGGGCAGCUCUUUGAAAGUUUUUUCCGAACUCCUUGUCAGAGUUUUCCGAAGAUCUUCGAUGGACUGAGAUACUGGAAAAGACUUUCAGCGUCGAAAAAUUUAUUGAACUUCUCUAUGCUUCUUUGAACAGCCCAAACAAGAAGAUUCUGUGAAAAAUCAGAUGAAAGCUAAUAUUCAGCCUAGUUCUUGUGACAAAAAGUUAAGUUUUUCGUAAUUUUUCCCCCUUUCUCUUAAAAGUUUACCCCUACAUGAUUCUUAGCAACCCUUUUCCUGUUGUUUCGAACCGACUGCUCUGAAUGUGAAGACUCGAAAAGUUGAAAAGACAAUGAUAAGACCAUUUAUUUUUUGUCCCUCAAGUAAAAAAAUCGAAGAAGUUUUUCUGUGAAAUUCAAAUAUUUUUUAUAGUUUUUACAAGGCCCUUUCACGAUUUUCUUCAAAUUUGAAGUCCUUGUGUUUGAAAAAAUAAACGACAAAUCAGAGGAAUAAGGAAAAAUUCUAGUAAUUAAGUUUAGAUAGGUCUUCAACAUUAAGGCUUCAUGGAAAAUUGAACUUUUCAACUUUUUCAAAAUUAAAUAUGGAUCUCAUUAUUUUUGAAACUGUUGAUUUACUCAAAUAGUGUUCCAAUGAAACUGAAAAGGUCAAAAUUCUGAUUUUAUUCCUGAUUUCUUACUUAAAAAGAUUGAAUUACGUGUAAUGUAAUUCCCAAUCGAGUUAAGGUGCAAAAGGUAAUUUCUGUCCGCAAAAUUCAAUUAAGGGGCCCAACUAGAUUUAUUACCACUUCUAAACUGAUUUGCUUGAUAUUGAAAGUUUUGAGAAAACCUGAGCAGGGCACAGGGAGAAAAAUAUGAAAAAGGGGAAUUGUUUUGAGAAAACUUUGUUUCAUUUUGUUUUGGUGAAUCAUCGAGAACGCGGUUUUAUUGAUGUCUCAUCGUUAGUUCCGGGAAGAUUUGAAGGAUAGGGGGAUUUUGGUGGAGGAAAGGUCUUGACACGAUUAGAUGAAUAUUUUGAAAAAAGGUAUUAUUUUAAAGGAGCUAACAGUGAAAGGGACUGAGACGGUGAAAGUAGUCAAAAAUUUUGAUAAAUUUGAAGAACUUUUGAAGCUUUUUAUUCAUGGAAUAGAGAAGGAAGUUUACUCCGGGUUUACUGUCGAUUUCCAGAAAAAUCUCGAAGGGCACUGAAAAAUUUGAGUAAAAGGUCUCCAUAUAUAAUUACGACAGGAAAAAAGUUAUAAAUUUGCAAUUUACGGUUAAAAAAAUAAUGCUCAGAACCACAGCUUUUGAUGUACUGUUUCACUAAUUUUUUGAUGAUAAAUUUCAAAAAGGCUCGCCUCAAUAAGUCUUGAAUCAACUAUGAAAAAAAUUAUUAUCGAAAAAUGAAAAAGAAGUCAAAAAAAUGUGAGUUCCAAAUGAGAUUUUUUUUUUGUAGCCCAAAAUAUCUAUUUUGACGUGGAAAAAUCCUCGAUAUCACUACGAAUUCUCGGAAAUGAGAUGGCAAUCAACCCGAAGCUCUUUAUAAUAAUAAUAAUAAUGGAAAGAGAAAAAAAGGAUGGCGACGAGUUGUGAUUCAAGUGAUUCUUCGAGUGCUUGUUUGCCGGUCAAAUUGCGAGCAUAUUGCGGCACCCGGCCGCGUGCUUUUCUUCCUGUUUUAUUGUCGAAAUCGGCCCCCAUUCUUCUUCCGUUCCUCUGUACUUUUCCCCCUAACUUUCCGAUCUAAAUGCUCCUUCCUUCGACGGUCAGGCCUGUUGAAUAUAUCACGGAGGUUUGUUCGAAGUACACCGUUCCAUGGAAAAUAUUGCUGGAUUUUCACAUUUUUUGAAAAAUUCUUGGCAGUUUUAAUGUAAAUUUGUAUAGCGAUCUCUCUCAAAAAUUCAGAUUUCGAAUUUCAGAGCUUUUACACUGAUUUUUCAAUAAAUCAUUAUUUUUAAACAUUAGAAAUUGAGAUAAAAGCGCUGUGAAUAAUUCUUUGAAAUUUUACAGUUCUGAGCUUUUUCAGCACAAUUUUUCGAUUUCGAAACUUUAUAAUUUUUCAAUUUUUUCACAAUAUUCAGCUCGAUUUUUUUGGAUUAUUUAUCCAAUAGUUUCAUCUACUAGAAAUACUUCCAAGUAUCAAAUGAAAAUUUUAAGUUUCGUUUUUAAGUCUUUUGAUCAUGGCCUAAAAGAUGUAGAUGUACUCUGAACUCUUUUUUUCGAAAAAAAUUUUAUAUCUAGAAAAAAAGUUGAUGUAACCCCAAGGAGUGUGUCGAAUUCAUUUUUAAUGUCCGGCGGCUUGCUUCUUUUUGUUUUUUUGAAGAUCUGAAGGGGGUGAUAAUGAUUUUUCUUUCUUUAUAUUUUAAUUAAGAAAAAUAUCGUUUUUUUCUAGAAGGGUUUUUAAAAAAAGGGCUUUAGAGGUCGACCUUGGUGUUAAAUAAAUUAAAAAUCAGAAAAAUGGAAUGAAAUAAGUAUCAAAUGCAUUGGUCACUGAGUAAUGGUAGGAACUUAUUCUAAAAAAGAUUCUGCUGGAAUAUUUGAAAAAUAGGGGACUUCGAUGGUUGAACGAUAGUGUGAAAUGAACUGGCGAGUAAGUUGGCAAAGUCUCAAAAAAAAAAUUAUUUCAAUUGAAGAAGGUAGAAACUGAGUUUGAGGUUCCUAAAUUUGAGGGAUGAGAAAAAAAAAAUGAAGAUAAAAAAGGGGGUUUUCAGACGCACGAUGGGCGCGCCGACAUGACCAACUUCGAGAUGGACUUGUUCGACACGCGAAUGACCGAAAUCAAGGUGGAGAAGGAAGAAAAGGCGACAUACUGCUGUGGAUAUCGGUUCGUUUCAUUUUCCGGGCCGGGAAACCUAGUUGAUGAAAAAUUUUGGAAAAUGUUAAGCCAGGACUUGAGAAAUCAGUAAAAGUAGCGAUUUUUAGAUGUCAUUUUCAAAUUUUCGUCUGUUUUUCUGAAAAAUCAGCACUGGGCCAGUCCUGAGCGAUCCAAAAUCCAUUUGGAAACCUGCCCUCAAAUUAUUUUUUUCUUUUUUUUUUUGCCUUCAAAUUUUUAUUCACUCUUUUUUGUAGUGUAACUGUUUCUGUAAGAGACCUCUUGGUAUUAGAAUUAUGAUUUUUUCCCUUUUAAUGAGUUAUAAUGAUAAUGAUUUAACUUAUUUUCGCUUUAGAAAUUUACUUUUUUUCUUUGAAAGCAGUCUUUAUUAAGGGGAAAGUAUUUUUCUUAUUGAAACGCCUUCAAAAUAUGAUAAGAGCUCUAAAAUUCCUGAUUGCAAAGUAUUUUUCGAUAUCCCAAACUACAGUAGUUUUCUUCUUGCAAACUUGACUUCAAAAUCUGAAAAAAAUGGCUAUCACUGAAAAAUCCCAUCGAAAAUGGAAGGCUCGAACUGUUUGCUCUAUCGAUAAGUUUUUUUUUCCGGAAAAAAUUCUUCCAAUUGUGAGUUCAGCCCAUUAUUUUUUAUGGAUCCAUACUCAGCGAACUUUUUUUUUAGAUCCCAAAUUUCGAUCAUGAACUCAACGUUUCGGUUUUGUAUUUUUCAAUUAUCGUUCUCAAACAUGGAGUUUAGAAAAGUAUUCGGAAGGCUAACCUCAGAAUUUCUCUUAUAAUCAUUUCUAAAUUGUUUUUUUUUGCGCGCUUCAAUUUUCUCAGUUUUCUCAAAAAGCAGUUGUUUUCCUAUGAUGACAACUAUAAAAAAUCAGUAGGCCCGUUUUCCCGUCAUAUCUUGUUUACCUUGGUUUUUUCUUCAAAUACCAAGGAUUAUUCAAAAAAAUCUUCCAUUCCUCUUAAUUGAAGCUUUUUAGUAUAGUGGAUAGCUGUGAAAAAUUUCGCGGAAGCUGCGAAACAGAUGUUCAUCGAGGGGUUCUUUUUUUCCGAAGGGAUCUUUGGCCGUCGUUGAUGGGUUAAGGACGUUCGAAAUUUUGUUGCGAUUCGCUCUUUGCACUUGGCUUUUCAAACUUUCCUCUCAAAACUUUUAGGAAAUUCAAAGAAGCUUCAAAAUUAAAAAAAAGGUCAUUCUAGUUUGUGGUUCGAACUUCUGAGGAUUGAUAGGAAAUCUCUUCGAGGCACCAAAAAAGAUGCGGCAAGCCUCAAAAUCCACAACUUUCUAGGUUUUGGGAUAGGACACCUCAAAGCCAAAAAUAAAUUUCCGUUGUAAUAGGUUGUUUUGUAGUUUUGAGCUCUUAUUUUUUGAAUUUUUGCAGUUUGAGGCUUUCAGAAUCUUCUUUCGGUACUUCUUUGAAAACUUCAGAGAAUUCCCAACGUAAAAUAACCUUCCUCACAUUUUUAUAUAUGAGAUUGGAGGCCUCGAACUAUCGAUAAAUAUAGGCUUUAAAGAAAAUCUACUUUUCCGUAGUUCUUCGAAUUAGGUCACCAAACAUUUUUCUAAUUAGUUGGCUAGAAAACUUUGAAAUUCUCAAAAGUGGGUUUUUUGAUGGAAAAUUCACAUUACCUUGCUUUUUUUAUCCAAAAAAAUUAUAUAUUUACCUACUACUGAAAAAGAAAGCUUAUUUGCUCUUCGCUCCAAUUGUUUUUGGGCGCAAAAGGUUCCAUUCCAAUUCCAAUUAAGGGCGGUGUCGCGUGUAAAACGAUGCUUUGUGCAAGAGAGAUGUGACGUUAUUUUAAGCAGCUUUUUUGAAUUCAGGUUUUUCGGUUUCUUGUUUUGUUGAAAUUCCACUCCUUGAUUUUAAUUGAAUCCGAAGUUUAUUUUCUAUAUAACUCAAAAAGCUCAAUGUUACGUUGUUUCGCUGUCUUUUUUGAGCUCAAAAUUGUUUGCAAGUUGGAAAGAGGCCUGUUCCCGACUCUCACCGACUUGCGCAGCUUCCUAUUCAUGCCUAUCUCAGUCAUAGCUCAGGAACUUCAGAGUGAUCACUAUAGGGACAACCUUACUUAGAGGUCCUUGGAGAGUCCCCUCUACGGAACACUUUACCAAUCUCCAUACUGGCCACUAAAUCUUGCAAAAGUGGUCCCUAUAGGGGACAUACGUCGAGAGUUUUAUGAAAUAAAAUUGAAAGACCCCUGUAGGGACCACCAGUUAAAAAGUUUCGAAACGGAAAAAACCCCAAAAAGGGAAUCUUAAUGCCUUACCAGCAUUACAACCCACCUCAAAAAGUAAUUAAGACACGGAUUUUUUCUCACUUUUUGGUUCAUAUUCAAAGUUUUUUUUGAGAAACUAAGAAACUCACAUUUUGGCCAUUUCGAAGCGGGAUUUGUACUCCACCUGCCGUCGUGCCUUGCCCAUUUUAUACUUUGCCUUAUCACAAAAUAUAAAUCUUUUUUUCUUCCUUUCGGAGACUCUCACUCACAUUGCCGCUCUCAACACAGAGCCGAAUCGAUGCUUAAUCUUGUCCCUUUAUUUUUUGUUCCGUCUUCUCCCCAAUUUCACAUGAAGAGAAAUAAAAAAAACGAAAAUCUUCCCUUUUUAAUAGGUCUGCUCCGCAAGGCGGCUUGUUUGAGAGAUUGACAUUUUUUUUUUCUGGCUUAGACUUGAUCUUCUCCUUUUCUCAGACUUGUAGGAGGAACGUGGUCUUUUGAGCUUUUGAUAGUGGAUAGAGAACAGGAAGUUUGGUUUUCUAGAUUUUUUAAAAUCGAAUUGAAAGCUUAUCAGAUAGAUAUCCUUCAAUAUUAAACUUCCCCAGAUUUCCAUGAAGCGGAAAUUUUUUAAAUAUCAUAAAGUUUCAGAAAAAAAGAUUUUCGAACCGUGAAUUUCAUUUUUUUAAUUAGAAUGAACUUGGAAAAUGAUUUUCCUUUUAUUUUCAUUGAUAAAUUGAUACUUUUAUUUUUGCGAAAAAAUAAGAUGGGAGGAGACAUUUUGUAAAUUUUAUAAGCUCUUCCCUAAUGGGUUCUUCGAAAACUUUAGGUUUCCGAGGAUGUUUGAGGGCGGGAUUAAUUCCGAAACAAGUUUUUUUGAGGAUUAAAAAUUUUUUUUUGUUUUUCUUGUGGUUUUUCGGAUUGAAUCGGGUACUUUGGACAGUUUCGAAAUGUGCAUUUAUUGUGGAGUUUUUUUUAUCGAGGAGAUAUUGUGUUUUUUAAGUUUAAUAUCUUUUUUGCCCAAACUUUGACAUCUUUGAUUAUUUUGAAGUAGAGUUAUUUAAGCUUUCCUUGAUCGCAUUGAUCACAAGUACAAUUUGAAUAUUUAGAAUGCCCUUUCCAUAAUUCACCUGUUCGCACGACGUCAAGUGUGAAAAUUGGCAGAUGGAAAUUCACGUCAAAGCUUGAAUUUUCCUCCCAUUUGACUAUAAAUUUCCGUUCUCAUCGCCUUUCUUUCUCCUUGGAAAAGCUGAUUUGUUAACGUUUGGAGGGUUGGGAAGCCUUCAGUUUUUGGACUGAAUAGCGGCGGAUGGUGGUUCUCCUUCCCCAGGGCGACUACGACGCCAUCCGCGAACAUUAUUCCUACACUUCUCGAUUUUACGCCGUCGAAAAUGAGGAAUGCUCCUGUCGAUGCAGGUUUCCAUGGGUUCCCAAUAAUCUUUCUUGAAAUCUCUGUGUUUUUCUCAACGAGUUUAUUUUAAUCCGAACUCCAGCUCAUACAGUACCAUGCAAUUUCACUUUUUUCGUCAUAACUUUUCCAGAAGUUGUCCAAUUUUUGUCUAACUUUCUACAGUUUUUUUCUAGGGGUCCAGUUUGGUAUAUCAGAAAAAUUAGUUUGAUAGCUCAUUUUAUAGACAGUUACCGCCUGAAACCUGAAAUCAACAAAAAUUUUCCGAAAAAUUUUCAAAAAAUUUUGUUUGGUCGGGUCACGAUAGGAAACAGGUAUUGAGCACAUUUUUAUGGUUCACUGAAGCUUUGAGUUCAAUAUACCAUCGCUUGCUCCGUCAUAAAAUUAUUCUUCAGUAGAAAAAAAAUGCUCUAACUAGAGAACUACUGGGACUCGGGUACCCGUUUCGAGUUGAAACUUUGGUAGCUUACAUACCCGGGUAAGAGAACUUGGGAACAAGAAAGAUUAUCUGCUAAACCCCAUAGGCUUCUGAGAAAAAGCUUUUUGAAAAUGAACAGUUUAGGCUUGAAAAUUAUUACAGGGUGAGUACUAAUUAUUGAAACACGUUUGAACAAGCGCAACUCCGAGGAAAAGUGAAUGAUCCGUACCAAAAUUUUUCACUGGCAAUUCUGGAAUGUACAUUCCAAAAUUCAUGAAACUAUUCCAAUUCCUAUCUUCAUUCAGCUCUGCUCUGGCUCGAAAAGUGUGUAGGACCCAAGCCCCAACGGCACGCGGUCAUUUUUCGAUGUUUAUAACUGGUAAAAAGUUAUCUGAACGUUCAUGUUCAAAUAAAUACACAAAAACUAAACUUUGGGUUUUUCGCAAUAUUUCUUAGAAAUUUCCAUCAAUGAGCGUUAACAAAAAUGAUAGGAGCACUCCCCGAAAAGAGCUAACAAAACCGUUUUUUUCAUUUUCAAAAUCAUGCAAAAUGGAAUUUUAUCUCUGCUCGAACUUGAUUUUUUCUAAUUCAGGGUAGGACUACUUUAUACAAAAGCCCAAAGUCUCAGCUUUGAAAAAUAUAUAAUUGGGUCAAGGUUAGACUGUUCUUAUUUGAGAGGGGGGCUGUAAUAUGCGAUUAAUCGUUGAUCUUAGAUUUUUUCGCAUAUUUUGCAGUUCUAAAAAGAAAGUAAAUCUAGAGUAGCCUGAAACACAUUUAGAAUAAAGAGUAACGCUAGUAGUAUAAGACAAAAAUAAUUUGGGUUCCUAGAGUUGGCUCCCUUCUAAGAAAAAUUGCCGUUGUUAGAGAUGAUGGUUAGCCGCGUGCCAAAACCUGAUUUUGGGCAACCGAUUGGUAGGUUCCAAUUUAUCCUGAUUUGAUCAAAAAACAAGAUAUUAGAAAAAUGUUAAGACUUCAAGUUCACGAAGGCGUAUAGACUCUAAAAAAUUAUGAGUGAGUUUUAUUUAUCAAGUAUGAUGGGUACGCCAGUCCUUAAACCGUUGUUUCAAUAUUUAGUGCUCACCCUGUAAAUUAUUGCUUUCCUCCUUCUUUUGGCUGGAAAAAAGUUCUUCAGAGUUUAUCAUAGCCGGGUCAUCUAAGGCGAUUGUAUUAAAAUAUAAAAUAAGAUAAAAAGCAGUACUCUGAAAAAUUUCAGGCCUAAUUUUUCACAUUUUCUACUAAUUUUUUUCUCAGUUCUCUAUGGGGUUUAGCAGAUAUUCUCACUUGUUUUCGAGUAUUCUCACUUAGGUAUUUAAACCACUAAAGUUUAAACUCGAUCGGCGUACCCGAGUCCGAGUUUCCCUAGUAAAUUUAGACGCCCUUGAUUUUUUGUGAUUUUUGGAUUAUCGAGUCCCUCACAAACUUUUUGAUGGAUUUUUGAACUUUAUAAAUAAAGCUGUGGUGAAGUUUUCCAUAGUACCAGACAGUGUUCGGAGCCCUAUAAAGUUUAUUGUUUUAGGGACCCCUAUAGGGGUCAAAAAUCUUAUGAGCCCCUAUGAAACCCCUCAAAAGUUUUUCAGUCAAUGUCAUUUUUGAAUUUUUUUAAUUUAGUUUAUGAGGUUCAUAUUGAUUAUACGACUCAAACAGAGUCACCAGGUUCUCUUGCUUUUUUUUAUAUUGAGUUGUUGAAACAGUCAUUUGAAAUUCAAAUAGAAUAUAGUUUUUUUCAAAACCUAUAUAUUGUUAAAUUUUUUUCAAGUUUCUCAAUAAUUUCAACUGAUAGUUUUUAUGAUAUGAUUAACAGGACGGUUUUUCAAAUUUUUCUUUUUUUUUCCAUAUUUCAUGAGAGCCGUGAGUAGUACAUGUUUACGUGUCUUUUAAAGAAAAAGGCAAGAUUUGAAAUUUUUCAUUGUUCAUUUCAAAUUUUUCUGCUCGACGAGUACGAUGAAUAAAACUUCAAAACAAUCCAAAUACCAUGCAGUAUUUUUAAAAUAGCUUCAGUAAGAUGAAAUGAGGAAGAUGAACUGACCAGUGAGAGGUAGAGAAUUUAAAUUGAAAUAAUACGUGAGUAAAUAUAAAAAAAUAAGUUGGACUUGGAGAAGACCUUUCGAAAAUUUACCGAAAAAAAUUAAUGUUUAAAAAUAAUUUUUGAAGCUCCAGGGGGUAGUUUUUGGACAAGUUUCAACCUCAGGAAUGACUUUGGGUUGACAAGAUCUGGGAGGCGGCUUCAAAAAAAUGGUCUCCUUAUGUAUGAUUUAAAAUGAAAAAAAUAUCUAAAGAACCCAAAAAAACAGCUGCACAAAAAUUUAUCAUUUUUUUAAAGUCGAGGUUUUUUUCAGCGCGUCUCGGAAUCGGAUCAUCAAGCCGGCCUGCGUUCCCAUCAGCAUUAUUUCCCUAUUCAUCAUCGCCCUCGUCUUUUUACCACUUUUUAACGAAGAAGACCUCUCGUCGCCCUUCAAAUUGCCUACAGAAUGUCCCAACUCCUGCAGGUGAUAAUUAAAAAAAAAUGAAUCAAAAAAGACAAAAAUUUUAUUUUUUUCAAGUAUUAGUGGCUUUCAUGAUCCGCCUAAAAAAUCGUGAUUUUUGAGUUCCUCCCUGGUCGAAUCCAUCCCAACUGGUCUCCAACUACCGCCACCUCACUACAACUCGACUUCCGACGCCUGGAUCUCUUUGGUCGACGGAGCCAGGAAAUACAUCGACAUCUCGGUCAUGUACUGGAACCUCAACACUUCUGACUAUUCUACGGCGAUUUAUGGGCGAAGAUUCUAUGAAGCGCUCAUCCGGGCUGGAAGAAGAGGCGUCAAGGUGAAGGAGCUCCAAAAAUGACUUGACUAGUUUUUCUUCUUUAUGGGUACAACGGUCAAUUGUACUUACUUACUUAGAUACUUAGAUGGUCCAUCUUCGCUUUCGACCUUUUAUUGCCUUUUAGUGCCUUUUAUUGAUCGAAGCGUGGACCACACGUUUUCCAGGAGGUCUUAUGCAAUCGGUCAUCCAGUGUUGUCGUCCUGGUUGACUGGUAUUCUUGCGAAAAAAAUCCAUCCGUGGUGUUGAACGUGUUAUAGCAUAAUUGUGGUCUUAUUAUCCUUUUUGCCUUGCCAGGGCUAAAAAAGACCGCCCAUUCUGUUAGCAGAAGCAAGCCGAAUUGCGUGACCGGUGUACCGUUAGCCGCCAUAAAUGGCGUUGCCUCCCCAUCACCGCGUAGAGGUGGUACUUGAAGGGGUGAUGGAUCUCAAAAAAAAAAAAUUUUUUACCCCAUUUUGAUGUUUCCAACGCUUAUUAUUAUGAUAUCAACCGUCAAAAUGUUUAGUUGUAUGAAUCUUACACAAAAGAAAAAAAAAUUAAUUUCAUCUAUGAAAAAAAAUGGUCGGUGUUUAUUUUUAUUUCAGUUUUAGGGGUAUUAAGAACAUAAAAAGACAGACUGAGUAACAGGAAAAAUUUAUCGUGAAUAAUUUGAAGCUGUAAUUUUAAGUUGCUUCCAUUUAUUUUUCGGGUUUUUGUUUGGAAAAGAAAAGAAAUUGGUGAUUUUUUCUUCGUUGUGCACAUUUUUGACGCAAACGAGUGAAAACCAUUUUCCUUUUAUUGAUUGAAUACGAAAUUUUAAUUGAUUUUUAUAGUUUUUCUGAAAUCGGAGUGUACUUUGAAAAUGGAGGAAUUUUUAGGAAAGAAUUUUUUUUUGACUCGAAAAACGCGAAAAAUUUUCUGAAAUGGAUAGAUGAAGUUAUGAUUGGAAUCUGUUAAAAACAUGUUCUCAGAAAUUUCCUUGAUAGUUUAUUUUUUGAAAAAAGAAGCAACGUUUCCAGAUCCGAAUCGCUCAAGACGGUUCAGGCUCCGGGCUUUCUGACAACGCCGAGUCUAAAUACUUGGCCGAUCAAGGCCUGGCUGAGGUCCGAAAACGAAAAGAUCCAAAAUCUUUAGUUUUUGUUCAGGUCAGAUCGAUAAAUGUGAGUCGAUUGCUUGGAACCGGCAUCAUUCACACCAAAUUCCUGAUUGUCGAUAUCGAAAAUGUGUACGUUGGAUCGGCCAAUAUGGACUGGAAGUCGUUGAGCGAGGUUUUUCGCCUCGAAGUUCCAAAAAAGAGGAAGUCUUUUCCAGGUCAAAGAACUUGGAAUGGUUGUGGAAAAUUGUCCCUGCGUGGCGGCGGAUUUGUACCGAAUCUUCGCGAUUUAUUGGAAGUUGGGCGAGGUUUCCAGAGAAGCCAAGAAGCUCGGAAACUCAUUUUGAGUCCAUUUCCAGCCCGACGCGAAAAUACCCGAACAUUGGCCGAUUUCCUACAGAACUCCCUACAAUUUCUCCCAUCCGUCUCACGUCAAGCUGAACGGCAACCUGUCGGAGUUCUUCAUCUCAGUAGGAGGCCACUCUAGAUUUUUCGUGGAACUUUUGGAAUUUUCCAAGAGCUCGCCGGGUCCAUUCAAUCCGAAAGGCCGGGAACACGACCUCGCCGCGAUCCUGCAGGUCAUCGGAUCGGCCAAACGGAGCGUCUGCGUCUCCGUCAUGGACUAUGCUCCCCAGACGUUCUACAUGAAGAAUAACACGUGAGGAAUGACUUUUUGGGGUACUUGAAACAGCGAAGAAUGAUCCAAAAAUUGAAGAAGUUUAAAUUUUUUCCAAGUGAACAUUUUGUUGAUUUUCGAACCGUCUUCAUUUCUCUAGGCUUACUAGAAGGUUCCAAACGGAAAGUAGAUGUUGGCGUGAGAUUUUCGAAUUUUUCUUUUAUCGAUUUCUGAAGAUCUUCAAGUUAAUCCAAAAUAGUGAAAACUUUUCCACCAAUUUCAGAUUUUCCUCAACUUGUUUUUAUUUUUAUCGGAACAGACUAGAAGUACAGUUUUUGAGGUGCGGAUAAUGUUCAGCUGCAAAAGUUUUAGGAUAGAAGAAAUAUAGCUUCAAAAAUUAUGCCUGUACAGGGCAUUUGUGAUCUAUGGAUAAUAGGGGGGCUCAUGUUUUUUUGUUGAGUCAAGUCGAUUUUUUAAGAAACACAAAGAUAUCUUACCCAAUUUCCCAGGCCCUAUUUCUAUUCUAACAGUUUUUAGUUCAAAGAAAACUUCCAGCUCAGUUUUCCUGGCUUUUUCAAUGUUUCUUGCUCAUAUAUCUUCCAUUCUGCAGCUUCUGGCCUCUGAUCGACGACGCCCUGAGAGCGGCCGCCUUCCGUGGCGUCGCCGUUCGUUUGCUCGUCUCUCAUUGGGACCACUCGAGGCCCAGCAUAAUCCCGUUCCUCCGGAGCCUCGUCGCAAUAAACGACGCCAUGCCGAAGACCUCCACCGGAUUCGGCAGCAUCAACGUCAAGAUGUUCACCGUCCCGGCGACGCCCGAGCAGAAAAAGAACCCCUUCACUCGGGUCAACCAUGCCAAGUUCAUGGUCACUGACGACACUGCCUAUGUUGGUGCGUGAAUUUGGUUUUUUGAAAAUCGUUUUGAAUGUUGGGAACGGGCGCGCCGUAGCGCAACAGGUUGUGUGCCUGUCUACGGUCCACAGGGUCACAAGUUCGAUCCCCGCCCCGACCCAACCAAGGGGUUUAAGAAAUGUUGGUAGUGGGAAACCACGACUUCAAAAUCCCCAGCCGUCACACACAAGGACGGAUAUGUCACUGGAGCCAGUCCACUGAUAUCAGGAUAGGACCUCGGCUAAUCGACUUGGGGAGCCGACGCCGCUCAAGCGGUACAAAGGCGUAGGAAGAAGAAGAAGAAGUUUUGAAUGUUGGGAAGUUGGGAUCCGAUACAGUAUCAAUAUAGAGGUUUGAAGAAAAAACGGUUCGCUUAAGAACGCCAGAGUGGUCACUAUAGGGGACAGGAAUAGAAAUCUUCUAUAGUGAACAAAGUAGAGUUCCCUUUAUUUUUAAAAAUAAUCAUCGAGAUAUAUUUUCAAAUCGUAUAAUAUUUCCUUCCUGCUUUAAAUGAAACUACAGGAAACUUUUUUAAUAUAUAAAUUUGAGCGUCAAGGUUCUUUUCAAAAUGUCUUUUCGCCACAAAUGCAACUUUAAUGUGAUCCAAACAAUAUGCUUCUCCUGAGAAAUCUAAAAUAACUGAACUUACCAACUUUUCUCUCGAUAAUAAUACUAUUUAGGCACCUCGAACUGGUCAGGCGACUACUUCAUCUCGACGGCCGGCGUCGCCUUGGUCGUCCGACAAAAAGCCGCUUCCAGACAACUUCAGGAAGUUUUCGACCGCGACUGGGGCUCUCCGUAUGCCGCUUCUCUCACUGCCUCCCCUCUAAGAUUUUAG
This is a messenger RNA of Caenorhabditis auriculariae, 14353 nucleotides long. The record is from the annotation of a GenBank genome assembly. Lineage: Eukaryota; Metazoa; Nematoda; Chromadorea; Rhabditida; Rhabditidae.